AUUUUUUAACUUUUGCUAAUGUCAUUUGUGACAGAGCAAUAUAACCUAAAAGUUCUGUUUAUUUGUUAACUUUUCGAGUUAAUAAUUAUGAAGUUUUGUGCGAAUCUUUCGUUUAUGUUCAAUGAAGGGGCAAGUAUACUAGAAAGAUAUGCUCUAGCAAAAGAAGCAGGUUUCAAAGCCGUCGAAACCGGCUUUCCCUUUGGUCAUACGUUGGAACAAGUGAAAAAAGCAAAGGAAUCUGCCGGGAUCGAGCAGGUACUAAUAAAUCUCAAGACCGGUGAUGUAAGCAAAGGAGAAUUGGGUGUCACAGCAAUUCCUGGAAAAGAGAAUGAAUUUAAAGAGAAUUUACAAGUCACCAUAGACUAUGCAAAAGCGGUUGGCGCAAAAAAAAUACACAUAAUGGCGGGAAAAAUGGAAAAUGUGACCUCCAGUAAUUGGGAAACAUAUGAGAACAAUUUAAAAUAUGCAGCUGAUGUUCUUAAAAAUGUCAACUUGUUAGGUGUCAUUGAACCCAUUAAUCAGCAUUCUGUCCCAAAAUAUUUCUUGAGUGAUUAUGGAAAAGCUGUGGAUAUAAUAAAACGCAUUGGUAGCGAACAUUUGAAACUUCAACUAGAUAUAUUUCACCUUCAGCAUAUUUGUGGAGAUUUGUCUCACAAUAUUAAAAAUCUAAUGCCUUAUGUGGGUCAUGUUCAGAUAGCUCAGGUACCAAACCGGAAUGAACCAGAUGUUCCUGGAGAAAUAAACUAUCCAUACAUAUUGCAACAUUUAGAGGCCAAUGGAUACAAUGAUUGGAUUGGGUUGGAAUACAAACCGGCCAAGGGUAGUAAAGAUGGAUUAAAAUGGAUUGCAAGUUAUGGUUACAGUUUAUAGUAUUGAAGUGAUGCGAACCUGUGCAAGACCAAACAAUUAAAAGACCAGAAAAGUUUAAUUAUUUAUUAUAAAAUGUGAACAUUUAA
Messenger RNA from Papilio xuthus (Asian swallowtail), 956 nucleotides. RefSeq names its product hydroxypyruvate isomerase-like protein Gip (gene Gip). The record is from RefSeq and is a predicted model, not a curated record. The transcript has 4 exons. Gene Ontology annotation, molecular function: hydroxypyruvate isomerase activity. Lineage: Eukaryota; Metazoa; Arthropoda; Insecta; Lepidoptera; Papilionidae. Gene Ontology annotation, biological process: glyoxylate metabolic process. Bases 88 to 870 code for a protein of 260 amino acids.